CAAUUCUCUAUUCUUAUUCUAAUCACAUAGACAAUGAAUUAUACAUAAAUUAUCUAUGAUUCUACGCAUUUCUAUACUAAUGAUAAAAGAUGUAAGAGUCAUACUCGCUGAUAAUGGAGUAUUGGCAUCACAAUUCAUUCCAAAAAAGCAAAUUAAUAAUUUUUAGUCUACAUAAACGUAGUUCUGUUUUUGUUUUCUCUCUGUAAACAUUUAAAAUACAUUAUGGUUAUAUAUUUGUGUAGAACAUAAUGUUAUAAUUCCAACUGGAUUAAAUUUAAUAGCAUAAUGUACAGCUUUGAAGGAGAUUUUCGUAGACGACCAGAACAAAAUUAUGCUGGAGCUAGUGUACACGAACCAGUCAAUAAUCUAAUACAAAGAGCUCGGUACGAUCGGGAAAAGAGAGAAGUAUGUAUUGAAAAUAAAUUAGUAAUUACCUGCAUCAAUAUAAUAUCUUGAAAUCAUAUUUAAAGGAAGCACGACGAGAGCAACGACAAGUUAUUCGAGUACAAUCAUGUGUUCGAAGUUUUGUAACUAGAAGAAGAAUAAAACAACAAUUUCGGACUUUUUUUGACAAUAUUGUGUCCAAUCUUAAGGAUAAACCACCGGCCGAUGAUGUAUUAUCAAGCCUUGUGAAACAUUUAAUAUUCUUUUACAAUAAAGAAUCUGAUUUUCGAAGACUGGUAAUAGCUAAUUAAUGUACCUAAAUAAUAAUUUUUUUUUAAUAACACCCAAGUUAUAAUCAAUUGAUUUUGUUGUGUAUUCGUUAAUUUCUCUUUUUAUAUAGUUUUUAAAACUGUUAAUUUUUUUAUAACUCAUAGGGGUGGCUUUCAAAGCAUAUAUUGCGAAAUAGUGCCAAAUUAUUAAAAUUAAGUUUGGAUAAGAAUGCUCCAUGGUAUUGGCAUUUAAAAUGGAUUCUUUCAUUCAAUAUCGACUUAUUAAAUUCUUCAUAUUGGGAAUCAUUUGCAACAUCUUUAAGAAUCAUCGAGGAAUUAACUUUAGUAGAUUCUUAUAAUACAAUUCUUGGUCCAGAUAAUGCAGUACUUGCAUUGCAGGAUGUAAGUAUAUGAAACACAGCAUAGACUGUGAUAUAAACAUAUUGUUAUAUUAUUAUAUUUACACAUCUCAUUAAUUUAUUUAUAUUACAGUUGUUCCAAUACCUUGUGAAAAAAUGUUAUUUUGAUAGUUUACGUAACAUUUUAGAUACCAAAAUUCCAGAGGUAUUUGAUGAUACGUGUACAGUAGUUCCACCCUUAGCCAAAAGUAUAUUAGAAUUUGUAAGAAGGCCAUUUUCAGUAAAAUCUCGUACAUUUUUAGAUGAAUACACGUAAGAAAUUAUUAUUUAUAUGAAUUGAGUGAAGUUUUUAUGGUCAAAAAAUAAACUAUAAUUUAUAGUAGUAUAUAGUGCAUUCAAUUGUUAUUUAUUUUAUGGUUCAGUCUGCAAUGAAGUAUAAAUUAUUCAAUUACUAUUAUUUAACAUGUUCACUGCGGAUCAUUUUUGUUUACUUAUACUCUGAUGUUUGUCAAAAUUACAUAUUUUUUUUUAUUCGUAUUCCCCGUUCAAGUCUUAUCAUCAACCUAAAAAAACGAGGUGCAAAUUACACAAAUUUAUACACUAAAUAACACUAACUAAAGACAAAACAAUUAAAAUGAAAUGCUGGCCAAAUUAAAAUCAAUUAGAAUAAAAAUAAUAGUAUAAAUGACACCCAUGGGAAAUUAAUGAAAUGACACCUUAAGACGUCAUUCACUGUGAAUUUUUAAAGCUUUAAAUAUAUUGUCCAUUUAUAAAUCAUUGAUUUGUAUUAUUUUUUCAGUUCAAUAAUUAUGGACAACUUUGUACGGACUUUUUUGAAGGGACCAAUAACUGAUAUUAAUCGCAGAUUUCUUCUACCAACUUUAUCAUCGGAUCAACAAAAUAUUAAUUAUGUCGGACCGGAUUUCAGGCAAUUAGUUAUUUCAUUGUCACAUUCUUCAGUUCAGUUUCAACCUAAUAUAAAUUUAUUUUAUUCUUUAUUAAUCCUUGAACCCACUUUUGAACAAUAUUCAUUUGGUAAAUUUUACAUUAUUAUAUUCAUUAAAUAAGUCAAUCAAAUAUAUUUUAUGAAUUUAUAAAUUAUUAUUUUUAAAUUAUUUAAGUGAUUAAAUGCCAUGAAACUGGACGAGAAGUCAAUGCAAUCAAUGAUUAUUUGGAUAUUUUAUCAAUGUUAACAAGUAUUUUAGUGGAACCACAAGUAGUUAAAUAUCUUAAUAAAACAUGGAAGUAUGGAAGUGAAAAUUAUGAUUCAGACAGUGAAUCUGACGAGGAAGAAGAUAAAGAUAGAAAACUAAUUGGUGGUUAUUCAGACGAUGAACUUGAGGCAAUAAUACUUAUUAAAUUAAAAAAAAAAAAAAAAAAUACUUAUAUUAAAUUUUUUAUUAGACAGAUUUUGAAAUUAUGUUCAGAGCGUUUAGGCGAAUCAUUUAGGGUACAUAGAAUAAUAAGUUCCGUUGAAGAAUCUUGUACUACUGAAUCCAUUAAUUUUUUACUUGUACCUGUUUGCAAAUUAUGUCAUUAUUUGCUCAUGUCUCAUAAAUUAGCUGUACAUAAAUACAGGUAUUUAUAACAAAACUGUAUUUACAAAUAACAAAAUAUAUUCUGAAUGGAGCAGAUAGUCAUUUUUUUUAUAUUAGUGUUUAACUUUCUUUCUGGGAAAUAACUAAAAAUUUAAUAUAGCUCCUGGAUGACCUAGAUUGAUUGAGAUUUAGAUACAGAUUAAUUAAAAUUGUGAUUAAUUAUAUAUUUCGUUAUUUGUCUUUAUUUUAUUAGAUUCUAACCAGUAACCAGUAUCUAGGAACUUGUUACACUAAUCAUUUUAAUCUGUAUUAUAUUUUUAUUUUAUUUUUUAGACUUUUAUAUACAUUAGCACUGAAGGCUGAAGUUUUACAACAUCUAUGGAAAACUAUAUUAAAAACAGAACAGCAAUCAUUGUUUGGUCCUAGUCUAGUUACUACAAGCUUAGUAACAGUAAUAUCUAGAGGAGGGACUUUAGCCCCAAGUGAUUUUGAUCGUAUAGUACCAUUGUUGGCAACAUUUUGUUCUUUAUUUAGUUUAUUAAUAUCAACUUUACAUGACGCAGAAUUUAAUAAAGCUGUUGGAAAUAAUAUUGGUAAAUAUGAAAAUUGAUUAUUUAUGUAAAGUUUAAAAUUACAAUUAAUCCAUAAUAAAAAAAUUUGAUGGAAAUUAAAUUAAAAUGUGCCAAUAAGAAAAAUAAUUUUUCUAUUAAACAUAUUUUUACAGUUUUACCCUAUUUGUAACUAUUACUUUAUAAUUAUAAAUUUAAUUUGAUUAAAAUAAUCAGUAAAAGUUUGUUUUGCAGUUUCAAUCAUAAUAUUGAAGCAGUCUAUUAGAUUAACUCACUUUUCACUAUAUUUAUUACCACAAUAUUUUCAUUUUAUUUAAAUUAAUGUUUUAUUUGAAAAGAAACUCAUUGCAAAUAAAAUUGAAAUUGAAUUUUUAAAUUUUUUUUUCAUUAUUUCUAUUAGUUUUGGUGAUUUAUUUUUAUGUUCCUAAUUAUAUUUAAGUAUCUUAAGUAUUUAAUGUUUAUAUUUGUAUUUUAUAUUUUGUACCUACUUUUGAUUUAUUUAUUAAAUGGUGUAUGCGCUAUAUUAAUUAUAUAUUAUUUGCAAUAAUAAUGAUAAACCGUCUCAUUUAUAUUAAAAAUUUAAUUUAGUUUAAGCUCUACCAAUUUCAGUAAUGAAAUUUAUUUUAAGACAUUGUAGAAAAUCAUAGUUUUACUUUGGAAUAUUUACAUUGUAAAAAUAUAUUUUUUAUAUAUAUAUUAUACGGACAAAAGCCGUGAAAUCGGGCGAAUUUAAGAAAUGCUCAGGCAAAACUCAAAGUGUCUAUGACACUUGGGCAAGAUAUAUUUCGGCUUUUGCCUGGACAAACAUAGUAUUGAACAAAUCUGUACUGUAAAUUUCAAUUUUUCACAGUAGGUAGGUACCGUUUUAAUAAUAUUACAAUACUUGUUCUCCUUAUUAGGAAAUUGAUCCUCGCACGGAAAUAUGUGGUUUUGUCAUAUAGUGACAAUAUAAGAUAAACAUUUGGGUAAUAUCGUAGCUAGUUUUAUAGAUUUAUAAGAUUAUAAUAUUUUUUAGUAUAUUUAUAUAUUUAUGGACGUUACAGAUUUGCUCGAAUGAGGUUCGUCACAGCUAGGUUUGUCUGGACAAAAGCCAAAAUAUGACAUUUUGCUCUUGUAUCACAGACACUUCUCAUUUUGCCAGAGCAUUUUUGGGAUUUGUCCGAUUUCGGUUUUUUAUUAUGUCUAUACGUGAUUUUUUUAAAAAUCUUGUGUAUUUUCAUUUCAACAUUCCUAUAUUUAUGUCAUCACGUGAUUGUGUGAUUAGAAUAAUAAUAAUAUUUUAAAUUGUAUACUUUUAUGAUUAUUAAUUAUUUAUGUUUCAACAAUAAGAAAUUUAUAUGAAGUUUUUAAAUGGCGUAUAUCUAGUAUUUACUAUACAACUGUUGUAUGAAUUAAAAUUGAAACUAAAUUAUCAGUUGCUAACACAUGUCAUUUAAAAUAUAUUCUUAUAAUAUUAAAAAAUAUUUUUUUAAAUUACCUAUAUCUUUAUUUUUAGAACAAAGUACAAACAAUCCAUUGAAGUUUACAGCAACAGAUCUUAUAUCAAUUACAUCUAUUUUGAAAGAUGUAGCAUUGGGGCUAAUCGAAUUGGCAUAUCCAGAUUCAAGACCUAUGAUAUUUCCUUACAACAGUAACAUAAAUCAUAGUAAUCAAACUGUAAUCUGGUCUCAUUUAUUACGAGUAAUAUUUCUGUUUUUUAUUUUAGAAGUUAAAUCUUUUUGUUAAAAAAAAUAUUACGAACAUCUAUUAUAAAAUAUUACAGGUUACAGUUAAUUUACUACGGCAACUUCAUUCUAGAGAUUUGCGUUGUAAAUUUUGUCCUGAAGGACAUUGGGUGUCAAAUCGUUUUUCUAUGAAUUCUACAUUUGACAAGCCUUCAGAUAUGCAUUUUGUGCAGUAUACACGAAGAUCUAGAAUAAAUUAUAGACCAUUCAGAGGUAUUCCCGUGAUAUCAAUGGACAACUUAGGUAUUUUUUUUUUUAUGUUUCUUUUAAGAACACGAUUGCAAACAUAAUUUUAUUUUAGAUGAAGGUCCUCCUUUAACCACUCGCCAAGUUCGUAUUUUGACUGUUUUGAAAGAAAUACCAUUUGUUUUACCAUUUGAAGAACGAGUUGUAGUGUUUCAAGGUUUAUUAUUCAACAACAAAAUAGAACAUCAAAAUACUGAUUCUCUUUUUUUGGUUGGAUCAAAUAUACAUAUUUCUAUUCGACGCAAUUAUUUAUAUGAAGAUGCGUUUGAAAAAUUAUCAAUUGAAAAUGGUAAAUAGACUGUUAUUUUUUCAUUUCAUUUUUUUAAAUGUUACAUGUUUAAUUUAUUCGUACAAUUUAUAGAACCUGAAAUACGACAAACAUUAAGAAUACAUAUGAAAAGUGCUGCUGGAUUAGAUGAAGCUGGUGUAGAUGGCGGAGGCUUAUUACGAGAAUUUCUAUCUGAACUUCUUAAAACAGCAUUUGAUCCCAAUCGUGGAUAUUUUAGUAUGACAAAUGAUAAUAUGCUUUACCCUAAUCCGUAUGUUCAAUUCGUUCAACAUAAUUUUGCUGCACAUUAUUUUUUUAUUGGUAGAAUGCUUGGAAAAGUAAUUAAAGUUUAAUUAUCAUUCAUUUAACUGAUUGUGCUUUUUUCAUAUUAUUUAAAUAAUAAUAAAUUAUAAUUUUAGGCUCUCUAUGAAAAUUUAUUGGUCGAGCUCCCUUUAGCAGAAUUUUUUUUAUCAAAAAUCUUUGGACGACAAACAGAAGUAGAUGUUCAUCAUUUAGCAUCAUUAGAUCCUCUCAUGUAUAGGAAUUUAUUAUCAUUGAAAAAUUAUGAUGGAGAUGUUGUGGAUCUUGGCUUAGAUUUCACAAUAGUUAUCAAUGAAUUCGGACAAACUCGUGUGGAAGAAUUAAAACCCAAUGGUGCCAACAUUACUGUUACAAACCAAAAUCGAAUAGAGUAUAUUCAUUUGAUGGCUGAUUACAAGCUCAACACACAAAUUAGAAAACAAUGUUAUUUCUUCAAAGAAGUAAGUAUCAAAAUAAAUUAUAAAUAUGUGGAGUGGCAUAGAUACUGUAGGCAAGGUGAGCAAACACCAUGUGCCUACAUCUAAUGAGGGCCCUACCAAACUAGGGCCCAAGACAUUAUUGGACAGGUGAGGCCCUUUUGAAAUGACUUUUUACUUAUUACCCUUAUUUAGGGACUUUUAUAUAAUAUUUUGCCAUGACCCAUGGGCAUUAGAAAUUCCUGUUACGCCACUGAUCAUGUGUAUGAUUUACAUUUGUGAUCACUAGAUUUAAAAUUUUAAUGUAAAAAUACACCCUUUUUAUUAAUUAUUAUUGAACUAAGAUAAUAGAAGGGAAAUUAUACAUGUAAUUUCAGUGAUUUACAUCAAAAAAUUAUUUAAUAAAUUGGUUUUUUUUUUGUAAAAAAUUUACAUAUUUUGUAAUAUUUUCAUUUUAGUUACAUAUUUAAGGAAAUUUUUAAAUUACUGAUAUAUGUAUUUAGUUUUGAAAACAUCAUUGACUAAUACUAAAUUUAAUUGUUGUCUCUUAUUAAAAUAAUAAUUGUCUUUUGGUCAUAUCAUAAUUUUAAUAUGACAAUGGUAUAGUAAGUUAUUGUAAUUUGUAUACUAUUAAUGGUUUUUCAUAUUAUAGUAGUUCUUAUUAUUGAUUGUUUUGUGUGAAGUAUACUACAAUAUUUAUUAUUAUUAUUUUUAACAUAAGUUUUAAAAAUUUUCCUUAUAAACAUAAUUUAUAAGUGAUUAAUUAUAUCUACUUAUAUUUAAAUGUUCUUAAAAUCAACUCUUAUAAUCUGUUUUACAAAAAGUAUGUUUAAUAUUUUAGUUCAAUAGUACAUGUUUUGAUUUUUAAUUUCAUAAAUACAUACUUAUAGUACAAAUACAUAUAGUAUGUAGCCAGGAAUUUCUAAAGGGGAGGGGGUGUUAUUAAAAAAUACUAAAUCUUUUUCAUUAUCUCUAUUAGUUAAACACUUAAGAGGAUGUGUUCCGUCAUAAAAAAUUAGCACUCUGCAGGAAUAAUUUUGUGCUAUUAGUUUUAAUAUUAAAAUAAAUUAACCUGAAAGUUUCAAUUCAUUUUCAGGUUCAUUAUCAAACUAAAAGGUAAGAACAUUAUCUAUACAAUAUUGUUAUUAUUUUUUUGACAUUUAAUUUUCAAACAAACAUUUUCUUUAAGAAUUAUUAAAUAAUUGAAUAAUGAAAUAACAAAGUUACUGUAGUAUUUCACAUAUAUACUCAUAUCGCGUUUGAAAAUUUAAAUAUAUCGAAAAAAUAGCGCCAACAUUGCCGAGAUAAUGUUCUUGUUUUUAUGUUUGAUUGUGAUAAUUAUUUUAUAAUAUUCUCUAAUAUUAAAAUAAACAGCACAAUAUUGUCCCUGCUGAAAACAAAUUUGCUAUGUCUUGCGUUUGUAAGAUAGAGACAAUACCUACAGAUCACGCAUGUCAAAGUGAAAUGGGUGUUGCUACACCCUCCCCCCCUCAUUACACUAUUGAAAUACAAUAUAAUUGUAGCCCCUGUUAUCACAUGGGAAAUGUGUUGUAAUAAUAAAAGUAUGUUACAUUAAACUUAUAAUUUUAUUACAGACAAACAGUAUUAUUCAUUAAAUACAAAAUGUUACAAUAUAAAAUAUUACUAAUAUUGGUAUUAUGUGUCUAAGAAAUAUAGAUUAAUUGUAUUUGUUUGUCUGUGUUAUACUAGUUUUUCUCAAAAAUAGUAAUUUACUUGAAAUAAGGUUCUUAAUAUUAUUACUUAAUUAAAAAUUAUUUUAAUUUUCAUAACUUACUAGGGUUUAGCAAAUGUAAUUUCCCUUGAUUGGUUACGUAUGUUCAGUAAUCGUGAAUUACAAGUUUUAAUAUCUGGUGCUGAAGUCCCAGUGGAUUUAGAAGAUUUAAAAAACCACACAAAUUAUGCUGGAGGAUAUUCAGCUGAUGACCCAUCCAUAGAUUUGUUCUGGACAGUUGUUAAUGAUUUUACUGAUGAACAGAAAACUAAACUCCUUAAAUUUGUUACAAGUUGUUCUCGUCCACCUCUUCUCGGUUUCAAGGUAAAUUUAUUAUAAACACAAUUCAUUUAUAAUAUUAAAAUUUAAUUUUGUUUCUAGGAAUUAUAUCCACCAUUUUGUAUUCAAAAAGUAAGUUCUUCUGAUCGGUUACCAACUGCAAGUACUUGUAUGAAUCUUUUAAAAAUGCCUGUGUUCAAAGACUACGAAACACUAAAAUCAAAGUUAUUAUAUGCGAUACAAUCUGGUGCAGGAUUUGAACUAAGUUAAUAUGAUAUUGUUCUAUUUUUCUAUUGUGGUAUGUACUUGAAAACACAGACGAUUUUUUUAAUCUAAUUAAUAAAUGUAUUAUUCAAAUUAUUUUUAUUUUUUAUUUUAAUAGUUGAUUUUCAUAUUGUAUUACAGUAGUUAACUAUAAAUAAUAAAGUAAUAGUUUUGAAUAAAAACUAAAUAAUAAUUUCUUUAAAUAAAUAAAUUGGCCAUUUAUUAAAUCAUUUUUAUAAAUUUGAUUAUAAAGGAUUAUAAAGGAUACCACUGACACAUCGGUUCCUAAACUGUGUGGUAUGCUUCCCAAGGGAGGCAUAACCACUUCAUUAUGGAAGUAGAAGCAGAGCAAAUAUUGUAUAUGAUAUAUUAUAUUACUUUUGUAAUCAAAAUAAUUUGUAGCAUGGCUGUGGUGGAACUUUUUUCAAUUUUAGUCAAAAUAAAGUAAAUGAAUUGUGAUUGAAUUUGUUUUUU
Cinara cedri is the source of this 8843-nucleotide messenger RNA. NCBI's taxonomy places the organism in Eukaryota, Metazoa, Arthropoda, Insecta, Hemiptera, Aphididae. The record is from the annotation of a GenBank genome assembly.